UUCAGUUAUUAACUCACUAAACUUAUCUCUUACCAACUUGACUGGUUAACAAUUUGAAAAUCUUGAAAUCGUUAAUUCAAACAUUUAUUCUUGUUGCUCCAUCGGUUAAGUUUAUCGUUUAAUCUUUCUGUUAAAUCACUUGAAAAGCAACAAUUUUGUUACAAUCUUAAAACAACACAAUGCCCGGAAUUUGUCAUCGGUGUGAAAAAACGGUCUAUUUCAAUGAGGAAAGAAUGGCCAUUGGUAAAUCAUUCCAUAAAACAUGCUUUGUUUGUGCAAACAAAGGUUGUGGUCGACGUCUUGACAGUGGUAACUUGACCGAGCACAAUUGUGAUGUUUACUGUCGAUCUUGUUAUGGUAGAUUGUUUGGACCCAAAGGAUAUGGUUUUGGUGUUGGAGCCGGAAUCUUGGGAACAGAUACUGGAUCUAAAACUGUUGUUGAAACAGUGAAAACUGUUGAACCAAUCAAGAAACCAUCAAACUCGGUCUCUUCUACUCCAUCACCUCAACCACCUUCAUCCACCGAAGCAAGCUCUGGCUCAACACCAGUUUCCUCUGGAACCAGCAGUCCAACCUCAGACGAAGCAAUCUCAUUAGAAUCAGAUACACGAAAGACUCCUUCACCUGUUGAUGUAAAAGUAACACCAAUCAAUGAGUCUUCCAAUGGUUUGGCUAAAACAGUUAGCAAUAGUUCAAUCAACAGCAUUGCAAACGGAAUUGCUGCUAAACUUAGAUUCGGCGGAUCUGAAAUUUGCCCAAGGUGUAAUAAGGCUGUUUACAUGGCUGAGAGGAUGAUGGGUGGAGGAUCGGCUUGGCAUAAAACAAGUUGCUUUAAUUGCAAGGAGUGUCACAAACGCUUGGAAUCAACAACUCUUUGUGAAAAAGAUCGAGAAAUUUAUUGUAAAAAUUGUUAUCGCAAAAAUUGGGGACCCAAAGGCUAUGGUUAUGGUGUUACUGCACUUCAAUCUUGCAAAUAAAUUACUAACAAUUAAUCUAAACAAUUUUCCUAUUUGAAUCAGAAUGGGUCGAUGAUUAUACUGGACUUUAUUGCAUGGAUUCCAAGACUUUGAAUUUAUUUUAUUUUUAUCCUUUACCAUUUAUUGUUAUUAAUUGAACGAUAAUUUGGAAUGAUUUGAUCACAACAAUUGCAGUUAAAUUGACCUCCAUUUAACUAACUGAUUGUUUUGCUAUUUGUUUGCUAAAACAUUUCAACUUGAUGUUUGAUUGUUAUAUAAAAUGGACUAAUCAAUUUUUGAAAUUCAACAUUGUUCUAACAAUAUUAUAUUUGAACUUUUUACCCUUUAUUUUUACAGACUUUCCUUUUUCACAAUUUCAUGCAUUUCCAAUUGAAUUUAUUAUAAUUAAUAAAUUAUUAAUAAGCUA
This is a messenger RNA of Tetranychus urticae (two-spotted spider mite), 1383 nucleotides long. RefSeq names its product cysteine and glycine-rich protein 1. Gene Ontology annotation, molecular function: structural constituent of muscle; actinin binding. Gene Ontology annotation, biological process: sarcomere organization; muscle tissue development. The record is from RefSeq and is a predicted model, not a curated record. Lineage: Eukaryota; Metazoa; Arthropoda; Arachnida; Trombidiformes; Tetranychidae. Gene Ontology annotation, cellular component: nucleus; Z disc; cytoplasm.